Funneliformis caledonium is the source of this 606-nucleotide messenger RNA. Lineage: Eukaryota; Fungi; Glomeromycota; Glomeromycetes; Glomerales; Glomeraceae. The record is from the annotation of a GenBank genome assembly.
AUGGGUCCGUUUCAUAAGCAAGUAUUUCAUAAUUGGGCGACAAAGCAUUACACUGAAGUUACAAGCCUUUUGAAAGAAAGGGGGAUCGAUUUGGAUCAUAAUCGAUUUUCUAAUUUUGCAGAGAAAUUUGAUUCAAUAGAACAAGAUCUUAAACAAGCAGAAGGUGCUGUCACAAUUAGAGAUGAAGGUACCAAUCAAAUCAAAGACAUAAAACUAGUAAUUCAACAAUUGGACACUGAUUUGAAGGAUCGUUUGGGUAACCUUGGUGUCAUUGAUGAUAAAUACGAUGUCGCGAUUUCAACUGCCUGUCCUGCAUUGGACAACAUCGUAGUUGAUUCUAUUGAAGUUGGACAAACUUGUUGCGUCACUUUCUUUCUUUCGAAUGAACUGCCUACCAUGGACAUGCACCCGAUACAAACACCUGAAAAUGUUCUACUCGAUGGCGUAGUGACGUUAAGUGGUCAAAUUAUUGAUAAACCUGGAACUAUAAGCGGCGGAGGAAAUUGGAAAAAGACCGUAGCCACUUUGAAAUGCAUUAGAGAAUUAAAUGAAGAAAUUAGAUCUUUAGAACCACAAUUUCAAGAGAAAAAGAAUGAACUUUCUUAA